Messenger RNA from Belonocnema kinseyi, 1326 nucleotides. RefSeq lists its product as uncharacterized. Lineage: Eukaryota; Metazoa; Arthropoda; Insecta; Hymenoptera; Cynipidae. The transcript has a single exon. Gene Ontology annotation, cellular component: extrinsic component of mitochondrial inner membrane. The record is from RefSeq and is a predicted model, not a curated record. The coding region runs from base 1 to 1326 and encodes 441 amino acids.
AUGAUCUUCUACUGCCAGGAUGCUCACAGAGCUGAACACUGGCCUGAUCACAAAGAUCUCUGCAAAACAAUCGUCCAAAUGUUGGAAGAAUCUGGCUCUUCAGAUCUCUUCCAAAACAUGAACAAGAAAAACGUUGUCACUUGGACAAGGGAGAAGUUCUCUCUAAUUUCAGAAGUAGAAUCAAAACUAGAUAGAAAACUCCUGGACUUUGAAAAGGAAAUGUUCCUCUUUCCCAAGGUUUGUCUGGAGUGUUUCGAGAACAUAUCUUUGGAAACCUGCAAUAAAUGCGGUAUUAGCUUCUGCAAUGAUGACAGAAGAUCUGUACGUCAUCAAGAACUCUGCAAAUUGUUUUUAUUAACAUUUAGCUUGGAAAAUCAACUUCUAACGAUAAGACAAUCAACUGCCCCGAUUGCCUCGAUCGAGAUGUUGGUCUCUUCUUCAAGAAAAAGUACCCUACAAUCCAUACCUUUCGUGACAAGGAUUGAAUCAUUGCCGAAAUCGAUGGACCAAUUCAUCAGCUACAUUGAGCUUGAUGAUCAAGACAUCUGGGAACGGGAAAAUCCGGAAAAAAUUCCCGAAAUUAGGCAAUGGCUCUACUCUCAAGUGUUCACAAGACCUUUGACCUGCUUCUACGGUUUAGAGAAACUGGAAAGAUGGCUCGAAUCGAUGGUGGUUCAUGUUAUUGCUGCUGCUGAUGAUGAAAAAUGUGAAGGAGGAUACUGGGAGGUGUUGCUUCAUUUGGUGCCGAGUUUGAAGAAUCUAAGAAUUGUUUUUAUCGGAUCGGAAGUUACUGAAUUAGAUCCUGUUGCAAUUGAUGUCUGCAGUGGUUGUUUCGAGAGAGGAAAGAGUUUGGUGAUUGAAGGAGUGGAUCUCAGAUAUGAAGACUAUUUUUUGACUAAAUUUUUCAAAAAACCAGACAUCGUCAUCGCCUAUAGUCUCUUUGUCGCCGAGAACAAACUCACAUUGUCGGAGAAUUUGAGAAAGACGAUCCUAACUUUGGGAAAGGUGGAUGCGCCUUUCAUAGUGACUGAAGAAAAGUUCUCGAAGAAUUCGAUAGCUUCUAAUUUUAUGAAGAUUGUUUUGGGACCUUCUGCUACUCCUUUGAAAAUGGAAGUCAACUUGUUCAAAGGAGAUAUCAUCAAAAGGGAUAUUUUAUCAGGCACACUCUGCUACUUGAAUUAUGGUGUUCUUGUUUAUUCUGGAUUGUAUGGACUACCAAUUUCUCCAACUAAUGAGCAUUCGGAUUCUAGGUCUGAACAUUCUGAAAUUGAAGAGGAAUGCCAUGGAAAAGUUGUAGAAGACAUGACGAAUUUUAAAUUGAAAUGA